AUGCUGCUCGUUCAGUGCUGUGAUAAUGCCGCUUUGUGCUUGUGGCAGGUAGAGCAGGACGUGCCGUCUGUUCACACCGAGCAUGUGAUGCCCAGGGGUACUAUAAUAACCCUGACUGAGCGAUACAGAGAUCUAACAACAACAGAAAUCAUCAUUAUCCUUCAUCCUGAUCUGAUCCUCCCCAAGAUGAGAGCCGCUGUUCCUGUCCUGCUCUUAGUGGCACUCGCCGGGUGUCAGCAUGUCUUUUCUGCAUCUCUGGAAGUUGCUGUGAGUGAGGAAGUGUUCGAUGAAAGAGUGGAGAUUAGUGAUCUCCAGAAAUCAGAUGGAACUCAAUCUGAAGCAGAAUCAGAAGAGGGAAGAAUGGAACAUAACAACUGCUUUGGGAAGGCUGUGAGAGAUCAGCCUGAGCUGAAGUUUAACCCGACUGCAUCCUCAGUCAGUGAAGAAAUGACACAAGAACCUGAGACUCAGAGUGCAAAAGGGGAGAAGCCUGAAGAUGAAUUAACUGAAGCGAGAGCAGAGGUGCGAGUGCAGACUUUGAACCUGAGCGCUGAGCAGGAGGACAGUGACGAGACUGAAGAACGCUUUGACAUUGAGGUGCUUAAACAUGCAGGUGAAACAGACAUGGCUGUGGAAUAAGCCGAGCAUCGUGUUUACACCUCAUAGACCUACAGAAGAAAUACAUGAGGAACUUAUUGUACUUAAUAAAGAAAUUAAACACAUCA
Molecule: messenger RNA, 725 nt
Organism: Clarias gariepinus (North African catfish)
Lineage: Eukaryota; Metazoa; Chordata; Actinopteri; Siluriformes; Clariidae
Exons: 11
Coding region: 1-639 (212 amino acids)
Source: RefSeq, a predicted model, not a curated record